UGUUCUUUAAGAUGGAACCACGUCCAACACAUCAGGGGCAGCAGUGUUCAACAAAUAAUGCUGUCAAUUGUUAUAUAACAACAAGGGAUGUGAUUGUCAGAGAGUCACCACCUGAACUUGAAACCUCUGUCGCACCUUCAGGGACGCUACCUGGAUUUGCAACCUCUGUCAAACCUCCAGGCAAAAGUAAAGCAGUAAUAGCAGCUGUGGUUGGAAGUUUGGUUGGUUUACUGGCAAUUGUUUUCGUUGCUUGGUUGGUUUGUAGAAAACCAGAUGGUUCGGAAAAAAAUAAUUCUUUCAUAGGUACAGGUAAUACAGUUGUUGACCAAGGCAUGACAACAAAGCGUGUAUUCGUCAUUCACUCUUUUGAUCAUGAACUCCACAAGGAGGUUGUGUUGAAACUCUGCAUUUUUUUGACCAACGUCUGCAAAUUGGACGUACACACCGCCCUCUGGAGCACUACUGAUAUUGCAGUUGGUGUGAAUGAGUGGAUGGAUAGAGAAUGCGAAGAGGCUGACAAGGUAAUUAUAUUGUGCUCUCAAGGGACACUGAUAAAAUGGCGCGCUCAAUCACGGCAAAUAGACAUCAAGAUUCAUGAAGAUAAUUUGGGAGACUUGUUUUCUUCAUUUAUGAGGCUUCAGGGACUGGAAAUUGCGAAAGACCCAAAGAAAUUCAUAGUCGCUUACAUGGAUUAUUCAAGCGAGGACGAUAUACCGCAGCCGCUGAAAUUCCUACAGAAAUAUCAAUUAAUGGAUCAUGUGGAACAGAUGUAUUAUAUUCUGAAUGACAUGGAAAAACAUGGCGCAUGCCAUGACUUCAGCAUACCGGCUCUGCAGACUUGGGACUCCAGUAUGGACGCAGGAGUCGAACUCAAAAUAGCAGUUGAUCAAAUGAAGAAGAAAAUUAGAUCGGAGCCACAUUGGUUCUUCGACUUCAACGAUAUCUCGACGGAUGUCAAAUUGAAAAUAUUUACAAAACAGAGCCAAAGGGAUACAAGGCCGAAUCCCAAUGUAAGCAUCAUCUGUGACGCGGAUCCGUCGCUAAUCAUUCUACCGCAGACCGAUUUUGGUGACAAUGAGAAUGACUACAAGUAUCAAAUGUCUGCACUGAAUUCUCUGAAAGAAAUUGUCUCAAAACCAAAUGAAUCAUUCCAGAAUCAUAGAAAUCGUGAUUCUGGUGUCGAUGAUGUAUAUGAUAACUCGAGUGGAGGUGAUCCAGCCACAUAUGACGGAAUAGCAACAAAUGAUUCAACGUCAAUCCGGAAUCCAUUUCAUGGUCUUUUUCGAGACCCUAAUGAACAUAGCUGUGUUUGAGUUCAUCGUUUGAUUAGAUGAGGACGAAAAGUAAUUGAUCCUUCAUAUGAAGUAUAUGUGUGUCAAGAUUCAUUGAAUAUUGCCUAUUGGUGAGGAAUUUAUGAUCAGUCCUAAAAUUUCACAAAAUGUGACUGUGACCUCACCCAAGAAGUCACAUGCAAAACUUUAGAUGUAGAUCUAUAUGCUGGCCAAGUAGCAAGGAUAGAGCCUGUGUUUUUUUUUUUUUAGAAAAGCCACGAACAAAAAAAGGUGGGUGGGGGGGAGCAGAAUAAUAUAAAAGUACACCUUGUGAUUGAUAAUGUUACGAUGAUGAAGAUAAUAAAAUAAUAAAUAACUUAUAUUUACUUAUGUAUAUGAUAUACAUUUUUGUAUCAUAUACGGUAUGUAACAUAGGUCGUCGACGAACAGUUCGUUUUCAGUGGAAUAUAAACCUGCAACCUUUUACUAUCGAAGUUGGUUUUAUGCCAGAGAGACUAUGUAUAUUUAAGAAAUUAGUGGACAGUGUCUCAUCACUCCUGAUGAUGACAUAAUUAAUGACGAAAUAUUGAAUCCCAACACGAUGAUGUGCAUUUCAAUACUUUGAGUAUGUAUUACACUAUCUUGUUUCUCACUGUGUGAUUGUAAAUUAUAAAGAUAACUUUAAGAAUAAUGCAUAAUAUAUUCUUCAAUCUAUUUAACAUGAAACAUAAGAAACUGUUGUUUUUGUAGUGAUAUGUUUGUGAAUUUUUAUCAUUACAAUAUAAGCAAUAAUUAUGUAAUCAAUUAAGCAGUACUGUGAACUGAAAAAUGAUUAAAUAUUUUUUAUCUUGUUGCUGAUUGAUUCAGAUUUUUUGAUUGAAUUAUUACUUGUAUUAUCUAAAAUAGAUUAUUAUGUUCUUCAUUGACAUAUAUUAAUAACAAUAAAUAGUUUAUUUUUUUCCAAAUUUUAUUUCCGAGUGAAAAAAAAAAGAAAAGUUACAAAAACUAUGCAUGCAGAGGUAGGGACGUAUACUCACAGAAUAAUAUUUAUCCAUGGGUUGUUUGUAUAAUUCUGUCUUUUUAUCCUGUAUAUAAAGUAUAUUAUCAACAGAUACACACACACCCACACAUAGGCCUAUGUGUGUAUGUAUGGGUGUAUGUAUGUAUGUGUAUUAUAUAUAUAUUAUAUAAAUAUCUAUAUUAUGUUACAAGCUUGUUUAUAUAAUUAAGAACUAGUUGAUUUUUGCUGUCUGUUUUAUCAAGUACGUUUAUGUUUUCCCUUGCAGCUAUAUUAAUUUUGGUUUGAUAUGUUGUUUAUAAUGUAUUUUAUAUAAAUAUGUAUUUGAAAAUACUGUAUCGUUAUAUAAUACCAUGUAUAUGUAAUCUUAAACUAUCAUUGAAAUAAAAUGUCAUAUAUUGGACAGAAA
Anneissia japonica is the source of this 2698-nucleotide messenger RNA. RefSeq names its product interleukin-17 receptor A-like. The record is from RefSeq and is a predicted model, not a curated record. Bases 12 to 1313 code for a protein of 433 amino acids. NCBI's taxonomy places the organism in Eukaryota, Metazoa, Echinodermata, Crinoidea, Comatulida, Comatulidae. Gene Ontology annotation, molecular function: interleukin-17 receptor activity. The transcript is spliced from 7 exons.